Penicillium subrubescens is the source of this 960-nucleotide messenger RNA. Its product is annotated as Short chain dehydrogenase atnD. The coding region runs from base 1 to 960 and encodes 319 amino acids. Lineage: Eukaryota; Fungi; Ascomycota; Eurotiomycetes; Eurotiales; Aspergillaceae. The record is from RefSeq and is a predicted model, not a curated record. The transcript has a single exon.
AUGGGCUUCCUCUACUCUCAACUCUUUGUCCGACCGACAUAUCCCACCCGGUUAUUCGAGGGCCAAACAGUCCUUGUCACUGGUGCCAAUGUGGGACUGGGCCUCGAGGCUGCUCGCCAUGUCGUCCGACUGGGUGCUGCUCGAGUGAUUCUGGGGGUGCGCAAUGUGCCUGCAGGAAAUGUAGCCAAGGAAGAAAUUGAGACUUCGACGCGCCGCCCUGGAGUCGUCGAAGUAUGGGAGGUAGACUUGGCCUCUUACAGUUCGACCCUGGCCUUUGGCGAUCGAAUCGCCCAGUUGCCGCGCCUCGAUGCUGCAAUUCUCAAUGCAGCUCUAGCCACGCCGACCUUCCAACUGGCUGAGGGCUAUGAACGAUCCAUUACCGUGAACGUGAUUAACACGCUACUUCUCGCACUCCUCAUUCUUCCACGACUGAAGGCCACUGGACAAGAGUUCCCAACAUCCCUGCCCCGUCUCGCCUUUGUGGUUAGUGAAGUCCAUGCAUGGGUGGAGUUCCCUGAGUGGAAAGACACAGACAAGGUCAUGCAGAUUCUGUCAGAUCCUGCAAAGGCCAAGAUGGCCGAGCGAUAUCCCCUGUCAAAGUUGCUGGAGGUGCUGCUCGUGCAGGAGCUGGCUGGUCGAACCCGCGGCUCCGAUGUGAUCAUCACAAUGGUCAAUCCGGGCCUCUGUCAUUCAGCUCUUGGUCGAGAGGCGGGCUGGGGACUUUUCAUCAUGAAGCUAGUACUUGCGCGAUCGACUGAAGUGGGAUCUCGCACCCUGGUCGCUGGAAUCUCCACCGGUAUCGAGGGUCACGGUGCCUACAUGACGGAUGCUACGGUAGAUAAUACCAGCUUGUCUCCAUUUGUGCGCAGUGAAGAUGGCCGCCUAGCUCGAGAAAAGCUUUGGAAGGAACUAUCAGCCAUCCUCGAACCGAUUCGACCUGGGAUUAUGCAGAACAUCUGA